AACCCUCAGUCUGGCGCCGCGUGCGAGCGCGAUUGGAUCUCAGCGUUCCUCUUGCUCGAACGCUCUCCAAACUGGUCUCCGCGAUCCAAGAAAAAGAAAAAGAGAAAGAAACGAUGAUCCGCGAGACGACCGACGCCCGUCGCUCGAGAUCCGACGAUCCCACCUGAAUCACCCGCGAUCCCAACUCGUCAAACCCUUCUCAAAAAGAAAGAAGAAAACAACCAUGAGAAACACUUUUACCGAAGAGAUUCGCGUCUCGAUUCUCGUCCCUCGUGCCUCGUCCUUCGUACGGUGAAAAAUACAGGAAGAGAAAUGAAAUACACAGAGAGAGAUCGUGUUUUCGGGAGAAACGGCCGAGCCUAUAAUUUUCCUACGGUUUCGUCGUAGUGCAAGAAGAGGAAGAGGAAGAGGAAGAAGAAAUGAAUUUGAAUCGCAACUUGGAAUUGCUGGCUCGAGCCGCGCAGUCCCAGAGAGCUUCGUGAUCGAAAACCUCCGUAUACCCCGCGUCGCCAGAAGAUGAGCGCCCCGUGCCUCUGUUACGCCCUCCUUCUGCUCACGUGGUGCACGCUCUGGCCGGCGGCCGGUGACCAGGAGGCGCAGAUCGAGCGGCCCGCCAGAGAUCCCCUCCGCCAUCGUCAACAGAGCCAUCAACGGCCCUCGUUCAUCGAGCGCAGGCUGAUGGACAGGCUCGAGUCCGCCACCGAUCUUCCUUCCAGCCCCCUCGAAGCCAACCCCCCCCUCGAGACGAGCAUCGAGAGGCCGGCCACCCAGAUCAGGCACGGCCGGUCGAGGAGUCACUUCGUCAGACAGGCGAAACCCGACGACCCCUCGAGAGGAAGACGAAUGGACGGCAACGAGUCCUCCUCGGACGUCUACGAUCAAACGGAAUCGUACGAAGCCGGGAAUCUCGAGGAGUCGAGGUGGCCGACCAUCGACGAACGAUCGACCGUCGACCUCGACAAACUGCUCACCAGACUGUCCGAGGCUGGGCGGAAGGAGGGGAGGAGGAAGGGGGGCGAGUCUCUGGAGAAGCUGAGGAAAGCGAUGGGGGGCAGGAACAGGUCCUCCUCGUCGUAUCGCCACGGGGGACUUGGAAAUCGGACUUGGGGGGACUUGGUGCGGGGCAACUGGAGCGGCACGGGCGUUUACGGCCACGUGGUGCACGGCUGGCCGCGGCCCGACGAGGGGAGCGGCGACCUGGACGAUGACGACGCGGGGAUCGCGGUCCUCGACGAGUACGACGCGUACGACGACGACGAGGAGAGCGGCGAGAACGGCGGGUGGUACAGGAACGGGUCCGGGUUCGAGGAGGGGUACGGGCGGGACGCGGGGGGCGGGGAGGGGCGGAGGAGGGCGAAGGAACCGGUACACGUGGACAUCGUGACGAGGUUCCUGCGGAUAAUAGAGAACCAGCACCUUCUGGGCGAGAACUGCACCGCAGGGACCGACUUGAACCUGGGCGAGGGGAUCGUGGACAGGUACGCCCAGGAGAGGUUCCGUUUAGAGGCGAAUCUCGCGGUGAACAGGGCCAACAUGCUCACCAGAUUGUGGAAAUACGCGCCCGACGUGAUGCUCUCCUCCGAGUACCUCCUUCACGCCAGUAUACUUUCCAUGGUCGAGUUCGACGAGGACAUAUUCGCGGCAGGGAACUGCUACGAUAAAUUGCAGUACAAGGACCGAUGGCUCUACUGCCCGUUCGCCCACCGGCUGCAGGACCAGGACGGCAUACUCGUCAAGGAUCUGGCGAUCGAGUACAAGUACCUGAGCAACAGCAGCGAGUGGUUUUACAUCGCCAGGAAGAACGCGGAGCGGGUAAUCGCGAAUAACGAUCAGUUCAGUCGCGGUUUUCACACGUACACGUUGAACGAAACGAUGCACACGGAACGGGAGGAGGACGAGAUAUUGACAGUGAGAUACGAGGAUGGCAGAUGGUCGAAACCUUAUUACGAUUGCGGGGGUGGAAAUAUUUGGAUGUUGACCUACACCGUCCCCUUCUUCGGCUACGUCAACGAUACUUACUUCUUCAAGGGAACGAGCGGGAUAGAUAUCGAUCUACGCAGGCUGGACAUAGAUCAGUGCCCUCUGCCUCCAGGCUCCACUCAAUUGAACAUAUUCGCAGCCAGUGACAAAUGCAAAAAGCGAACUACAGAGUGCAUCGCGAUCCCAGGGCUGGGAUUCCGUCGUGGAAGCUAUCGAUGCAUCUGCAAACGUGGCUUUUAUUAUCCCGACAUCAAAUCCACCAGUCGAUACUACAAUGGCACCGUUAUCGAGGAAGAAUUCGAAAAGUUGAUGAUGGGAGAGGAGAGCCAAUACGACGAGGAUGGGGUGUUCGAGUGUCUUCCUUGUGCCGAGGGUUGCGAAUCCUGCGAGGACGAUUCCCCGUGCGUGGUAUCCUUGAAUUGGCUGAUGAGAACCGCGAUUCUCAUCCUGGAGUGCUGCGUCAUCGCUUGUUUACCGGCGGUCGCCCUUUUCACUUGGAAAUAUGGAAACGUGAAGGUGGUGAGAGCUGCAAGCCCAGUUCUUCUACGAGUCAUUGUGCUUGGUGCGUUCUUCAUAUACUGCACCACGAUAGUAAUGUACCCCCGUCCAAACGUCAUAACCUGUACGGUGCGUGUCUGGCUUCGGGAGAUUGGAUUUUCCCUCACUUACGGCGCUCUCAUGCUCAAGACUUGGCGGAUAUCGGUAAUAUUUCGGGUGAAAUCGGCGAAAGCUGUGAAAAUAACCGAUGGCAGCCUUCUAAAACGGUUAGGCGUCAUCGUAAUGAUAUUCAGCGUAUUUCUGAGCAUUCGUACAUUGGUGGCGCCACCUGUGGUAAUAGUGGCGCGAACAGCGGAUGAUCUGAAAGCUUAUCUGUGCCGAACAGAUUGGUGGGAUCACAGUUUCACCACACUCGAGGUUAUGUUCCUCAUAUGGGGUAUCAGACUGUGCAUCGUGGUGAGAAAGACGCCGUCGGAGUUUAACGAGAGUCGAUUCAUCUCGAUGGCCAUUUACAACGAAUUUUUAUUGUCAGUCUUCCUCAACGUCUCUAUGUUGUUCUUGCAGUCACCAGCCAAUCCGGAUUUAUUGUACGUGAUAUUUUUCUGUCACACCCAGCUCACGGUCACGUUGCUUCUCUGCCUCAUAUUCGGCAGCAAGGCCUACAUGGUGUUCCGUAGUGGGGGCAAAGAGGACUCGAAACAUUCUGGGGCCACUGGGAAAUUUCUAGGGAAAAGUGGCCGUCCGCCGGGUACCAGCAAUCAGACAAACUCGAUAUCUCUUCAGCAAGGAAACUUCACGGAUGAAAGUGAUGGAGCGACGGAGGAAUUCCGUCGAUUCAUUAAUCAAUUAGAAGUUUUGAAAGAAAAAAAUGUUCUGCUUGGUAAUCACCAUUUAGUGAACAAACUUGCAGCGAUGCAGGAAGCCGCAAAUCGAGCCGAAACACAGGUGUCCACGAUCCAGGCAAUCUCCUCCAGUAUGAGACUGAACGAUCUUAAUGGAUCUACGACAAUCGCCGAAACGGAUGUUGGAAGUUCCUUAAAAAGCGAUAGAAAAGGUGGGGAAAUGAAAGGGGAGAAGAAAUACGAGGCCUGCGUGGAAAAGAACGGAAUUAGAGGCAUGGAUCAAGGCUCGUCCAAAGAAGGAGAAGCUCUUGUUUCCGUCGAAAUGAAGAAACCAAUGAGAACCAACGACGUUGCUGUCUCAACCUCUGGUAGGCCCGCCACGGAGGAUAUCGGAACGGAGACGAAACAGGAGGAGAAAAAAAGCGAGGUUAGAGAACGGGACAAAAGCAAGAGUAAAUCCGGCCAUGCGAGGACGCAUGCUAUAGUCAUCAAUUUGGAUGAUAAAAGCAGAUUCUCUGAGGAAGUUACCGUGUAAAGAAUUGGAUUAUUGUUAUUUCUGUGAAUCGUGAAUUCAGUGAAAGUCUUCUUCUCUCCAGUUAUCUUUGAAUAUAAAGAAAUUUAAAAUCGAAUGACUGAAAAUUUUGUUUUAAAAUGUAAGUGCGUAAAGUUGAGAAAUUUAGUGCUGGUGUGUUCGUGUUUCAUUUCUCGUUUCGAUCGUGUUUUCUUUUAUUGCUGUUUUAUAAAAAUACGUUUUAAAAAUGUUGAUUAAAAGUUGAAGUGAAAAUAAGAUUCAAUUCGAUGGAAAUAAUUGCAGUGAGAUGCCAAUAUGAGAAAAAUUUUCUAGGAUUUAAUUUUUUUCAUUUUCAUGUUAUAACUUUUUCUUUUCUUUUUCUUUUUCUGGUUCUUUAUUUAAAAAAAAAUAAUUUCCUUCGUAAGUUUUAAUCUAGAUAUAAUAUGAUAACAUGAUUCUAGAACAUUUCAUUUCUCUUUAUUAAAUUUAAUCUUAACAUUUCAAUAUUAAUGUUCUAUGAAGAAUAUCUAUCUUUUUUUUCGUUUAAUUUUUUAAUGAUAAAAAAUUAGAUAAAAAAUACAAAUUUUAAAUUCUUCGAUUUUGUUGAGCUACAUUUACAUCACAGGAAAUUUUUUGAUUGAAUAACCGAAUUACUUCGUUCACUGUAAAACAUAGUGUCCUAUUAAAUCGAAAUUCUGAUUCUUCACUCGAAUUAGACUAUUAAUCGAUCUGAUUCUUCGAAAAGUUAUCUAAUGAACGUGACUUUCUAUUAAUUAAAACAGAGAAAAAUUCCGUUUAAUAAUUUAUUUUUUCAAUUAAAAUAAACAACAUUAAGUCGAAAUUUUCUUUAUUUAAAAUUCGUAAAAAGAAAGAAAAUAAUUAAAUUUUUUUUUCUUUUUUUUCCCAAACUAACUUUUUCAUUUUAAAUUUAAAAUUUUCUCUUGAAUUAAACAAAAGUUUUAACCUCUAUUUCAUACGACAUUGAAACAAGUUUAACAAACGUGCGAACUUUGUAAAUACAUAUAAGUUAACGAACUGUGUGUGAGCACGAAUAUUUUAACGAACGUUUUAAUUAUUUAGUGCGUUAAAAGAAAAUUGUGACAACGUGGAUGACAAGCGACGUGAAAAAAAAAGGAAAGUGAAAAAACUAUGUGUUUCAUCAGUAAAUUGAACUUUACCUCGAACGAAAUAAAAAAGUUAAAAAAAAAGAACGUACAGAUAAAUUCUAAUAAAUUUGAGUCGAUUAUACGCAAAAGCAAUUGCCUUUCCUUCGAAGUUUACAGCGAAAGAAUACUCUAGAAAAGACAGAACUGGAAUGAGAAUUAUUCAGAUCUCCUGCUGGACAUGAUUUUAUUUUCAUUUUUUAAAGAAAAAUGCGAGGAGUUGCCAGUUUUCGAAAACAUGGAAUCAUAAAUAUGUUUGUUGGAUAUCUGCGAAAGUUUUUAGUUUUUUCAGGUUUAAUUUACGAAAAAACAAUGAGAUGUUUUCAAAAAUAAUGAAGAAGAUAAUGGAAAGAAUAUACGUGCUGGAACGAAAAAAUUUGCGAGAAUAUAUUUUUUUCUGGAUAUUGUCAUCGAUAAUCUGGAUAAAAGAAAUUUAAUUUUGGGAAUUUUAAAAUAAUCGAGUUAUUUUUAGGUGAAAAUUAUUUAUAAAAAGAUAUCAUUCUUCGAUUUUUUGAUAUUUUAAUAUAUUGUCAACAUCACGUUGUUAAAAAUUUUAUUUGCAAUCGUUUAUUAAAAAGUUAUCAACAAAAGUUUUUUUUCGAAAUAGUUUAGGUUAGUUUUGAUCAAGUUUAUAAUUAUAGAUAAUUGAUGAUCAAAUUAAGACUAAAAAUAGCCGACUACAUUAAAUUGGCUAACAGUUAAAUGAGUUUUUAAUUUGAUUUUAAUUUGAAGUGAAUUAAUAUAAAUUAAUUUGAUAUUAAACAAAAAUAUAUUUAAUUUUUUGCUUCAUAGCUAAGUUUGAGUUAGCUUAGAUUAAUAACUUUUUAAUAAAUUUAAUCUAAUCUAACUUAAACUUUUUUUGUUAACAACUUUUUUAAUAAACCAAUAUAUAAAACUUUCACAAUAAUAUUCAUAAUCAGUAUGAUGAUUUUGACAAGUAAAAAGUUAUAAAAAUCAGAAGAUAUCUUUGUUGUAAAUAUUUAUCCAAAAUUAUUUUUUAUACUAUUUGUUUAUUUUAAUUAUCAUUAGAAUACGAAAAAUGAUGAAUUGCGUAAUGAAUGAAAUAAUAUACAUGUUAAAUUUUUUCGGACAAAAGCGCUUAAAUCUAACCUUAUUUGAUCGAUGAAUAUUUCUAUUUACUCUCUACGAAAAAAAUUUUCUGUAUUUUAUCUUCGAGUCGAUUUUAUGAUGAUUUUUAAGACCGUGUUUAUUUAUUUAUUUUGCCGAACACACAUGAAAUUCUAUUUGGGAUACACUGAGAAAUUCCGGCACGAAAGUGAUGAAUCGAACCUCGCGAACAAGCUUUCUACAAAUAUCGUUGUAGCCGCUUAUCCGAAGUCUUCUGCCGUAAGAAUUAAGUCGAUUUGUAAAUAAAAUUGCUAAUAUAUAAAAGGAAUUAAUUACGAAAAAUACGGAACCGUUCCAAAUAUGCAAAUGAUCGCAUACGUAUAAUUAUAAUGUAAAAUCGACGAAAAAUUUGAAAGCAAUCGAUUUAAUAUUUUUCAAUAAAUUUUACAUUUUUCUUUGUAAAAUUUGCAAUAAAUAACCAUAAAUCAAACAAUAUUAAAAAUUUAAAAAAUUAAAAUUUUAUAUAAAAUAAUUUUUUAUUUAUUUGUCAUAUAAGAUAAAAAUUCAAUCAAAUAUCAUUAUCCAUAUGUUAUUUCUUUUAUCGAGUAAAAUACGUUAUAAAUUUGUAUAAAAAUUUAAAAGGAGGUACAUUUAUUAUUAUUCAAAAAAUUCGUUUUCAAACUUUUCGUCAAUUUCAUUCGGUGGAUUACGAUCGAAGCAGCACGAGUUAUGAAUCGAGGAAACGAUCCACCUGCGUUCUCUUUCUCUUUCUCUUCUCAUAUCAAGCCGAACGAUUGUAAAUACGUUUGUAAAUAAAUACGCGCCAAAAACGAGUUUGCCACUAGAUAAAUUGCGAUCGAUUUUCAUUGUUACGAGAUCGCGAGAUUUAGCUAAUUAUCGAAUUCGUUAAAUUAUAAUCACGUGAUAAAAAUGAAAAUUUUUCAGGCGAAUCGAAGAAAAAAAUGGCGAGGUUAGGAAAAGAAUUAUCGAUCCGAGUUUAUUGUUUGUGAAAUUAAUUUAUUUUUUGAGUUCUAUUAUUUCGAAGAAAAGAUAAAUUUUGGACAAUAGUAUGUUUCGAAUAAAUUACUUUUUAUCUAAGGAUUUUUUUCGCGCAUCACUUCGCCAUAAGUGGAUUCCAUCUGAAAAAUAAAAUUUAAUUUUAGCGCUAUACAUGAAUUAUUUUGAAAUGAAUAAAAUUCUUCUUGUUUAAUUAUUUGUGUUUAUUUUUCCAAAGAAAUAGAUUCCUUCGACGAUUGGAUAAAAUUGUUAUCAUACCUUGAUUAUUUAUAUCAAUUUAUCGAUAUAUAAAAAUAUUUAUAAGAUUAGUUAUUGAAUUAAAAAAAUUAUUAAUUUUUCAAAUACCUUUUAUUUAAUAUUUCAUUUAACGUUUUAUUUAAUUAUUAUUAUACAGAAGAAUAUAAUUCUAUAAAAAAAAUUAAUAAAAGUUUAAUAAUAAAAUAGAUUAAAUUUUAAUAACAUGUUAUUCUAACAAUUUCAAAUGGCAAUUUGGUUUAUGAAUUAUAUCUGGUUUGAUACUACGUAAUGAAACUCUGAUCCUCUUCACGAUAACAGUAAUUUAAUUGAUUUCCUAUCUUCCGAAACCGAAGCAUUAAUUUGUUCGAGUCGUAUCGAUUAAACGUCACUUCGAUACGCGAAGCUUCAUCAGUGAAAUUUCCUUUGAAACCAUCCACGGUAUAUCCUAUAUAGUUUCGUUAUCUCGUCAGGAUAUUGCUUCUCUGACUCGCCAUUGUAGCUCCCGCCGUUUCUCGAAACCCAAUACGUCCGUUUCGUUUCAUUUUACGUGCUCUCAUCUCGUUUAAUCGAAAAGAAAUUUGGUUGAAAUUUUUCUGCAAUAAUUCGUUGAAUGUAAAACAGAUCUAUAAAUUAAAAAAAAAAAAAUUACUAUACUUUUAGUGAUAUUUUAUAGUGAUUCUUAGACUAAUACCACCAGAUAGCGCUUAAUAUUCGAAUUUCUACUUUAUCGAUAACAGUUCUUAUUAUUAUUAUUUUUUAAUCCUUACUUCACGCAAGUAUAAGUCUUUUUGUCAAUUGUUCGUCAAUUAUUAUUUUACUCGAAAAAAGAUAAGAUUGUAAUAAUUCGAAUAAUACUAAUGAUUUCUUCGUUUAAUUGGAUUUAAAUUAAGUUAUAAACUGUUACUCGGAUCGGUAAACUUUAUUUGGGGUGACGAUUAAUCGCCACGAUGAUUAAACUAAUCACGACAAGGGUCUAGGCACUUUUCCGGGUUGCACGUGCUGUCUGCGCCGCGAGACGAUGAUUGAUCACCCCCACGAUAGUUGGUUAUCGGGCCAAUCGUCGAUCACAAUCGUCAAGCGACUUCGACACGGCCGUUCAUUGACGCCACGCUGACACGAGACUCUACUUAUCACGUAAAUCUUUUAAUUAUGCAUAUCGGUCCAUGACAUCAAUCCUUUCGGGAGAAAACUCCUAAUAGAGAUUAUAUAAAUUGAACGAAUUUUGAAGUUAAAAUUCGAGUAAUCACGAAUAUAUAAAGAAAUGAUUAUUUCGAUUGAGUAUAUAUUUUGUAUAUUUUAUAAAUGGUUAUUAUAUUUAUACUCUAACGAAAAUUGUCUUUCGCAGAAAAAAUUUUCGAUGUUAGAAACGGAAAAUUUUAUUUGGCACAAGAUUCAGUUUUUCCAAUGAAAAAUAUUGGAUUUAAAUUAAGGAGGUGAUCGAGGAGUCACGAAAAUAUUCAAAUCUUAAUUCUUUCAAUUUGUUUCAACAAAUUCUUUUUCGUAAGAUUAAAUGAAUCUCUCAGUUGUUUUUUCUCCCAAAGGAUGUGAAAGGAUCAUGUAAUUCUUAUGAUAAGAAACACCGUAGGUAUAAUCGAAUAUCAGCAAUAUCGCUUUCUUGAUUAAAUCAACGCGACAUUGUAUUAACGACGAGUUAUUUGGACAAGAAAAAAAAAAGAACAUAACCUCUGUACAUAAUUAAAUGUCAAGUGGAGGAGCAAAU
This is a messenger RNA of Apis cerana (Asiatic honeybee), 9036 nucleotides long. RefSeq names its product metabotropic glycine receptor. Gene Ontology annotation, molecular function: G protein-coupled receptor activity. Gene Ontology annotation, cellular component: membrane. Gene Ontology annotation, biological process: G protein-coupled receptor signaling pathway. The record is from RefSeq and is a predicted model, not a curated record. Lineage: Eukaryota; Metazoa; Arthropoda; Insecta; Hymenoptera; Apidae.